AGUAUUCAUUAUUCCUAGCUGACAGAAAUUAUUGAUUUAGAAUUUAAAUCGAAGACUGUCUGCUGAUCAGCAUGGCUCAGAACAAUGUAUACCUUAUCCUGUUCUUAUGCCUGAUGUUCCUGUCAUACAGCCAAGGCCAGGUAGCUGAAGAAGACUUCCCCUUGGCUGAAAAAGACCUUCCUUCUGCCAAAAUCAACUGCCCAGAGGGUGCCAACGCCUAUGGUUCCUACUGUUAUUAUCUAAUUGAAGACCGUUUGACCUGGGGGGAGGCUGAUCUCUUUUGCCAGAACAUGAAUGCAGGUCACCUGGUGUCAAUACUCAGCCAGGCUGAGAGCAACUUUGUGGCCUCGCUGGUUAAGGAGAGUGGUACUACAGCUUCCAAUGUCUGGACUGGACUUCAUGACCCUAAAAGUAACCGUCGUUGGCACUGGAGCAGUGGCUCCCUAUUUCUCUUCAAGUCAUGGGCCACUGGAGCUCCAAGCACUGCCAACCGUGGUUAUUGUGUAUCGCUGACUUCAAACACAGCAUACAAAAAAUGGAAGGACGAAAACUGUGAGGCACAGUACUCCUUUGUCUGCAAGUUCAGAGCCUAAAGUCACCUGAAGAACAGAUGUGCAGAACUCUGUUACUAUAUAUUAUAAAUGAAAGAAGACCAUCUAUCUGCAAAAUAAAUACUCUUUCCUGUAAUAACUUA
Mus musculus (house mouse) is the source of this 694-nucleotide messenger RNA. It is a transcript of the gene Reg2, whose product is annotated as regenerating islet-derived 2. NCBI's taxonomy places the organism in Eukaryota, Metazoa, Chordata, Mammalia, Rodentia, Muridae. The record is from RefSeq and is marked validated. Gene Ontology annotation, cellular component: extracellular region. The coding region runs from base 72 to 593 and encodes 173 amino acids. Gene Ontology annotation, biological process: signal transduction. The transcript is spliced from 6 exons.